AUGGGAAGCAGCUCCUCCAGUCAACACCACUUUGCUUUUCAGAAUGCUGAGAAAGCCUUCAAGGCAGCGGCCCUGAUCCAGAGGUGGUACCGGCGCUACAUGGCCCGCUUGGAGAUGAGGCGGCGUUGUACCUGGAACAUCUUCCAGUCUAUAGAGUAUGCUGGACAGCAAGACCAGGUCAAGCUCCAUGAUUUCUUUAGCUACCUUGUGGAUCACUUCACACCCAGCAGCCACCACGAGAGGGACUUCCUGAACCGCAUGUUCACUGAGGAGAGAUUCGCCCAGGAUGUGGAGACAGACUACGAAUCCAUAGAGGUGCCCGACAGCUACACGGGGCCACGCCUCUCCUUCCCCCUUCUUCCUGACCACGCCACCGCCUUGGUGGAAGCUUUCAGACUGAGACAACAGCUCCAUGCUCGCUACGUCCUCAAUCUUCUGUACGAGACCCGGAAGCACCUGGCCCAGCUGCCGAACAUCAACCGGGUCUCAACCUGUUACAGCGAGGAGAUCACAGUGUGCGGAGAUCUACAUGGCCAAUUGGAUGACUUAAUAUUUAUAUUUCAUAAGAACGGUCUACCAUCGCCAGAGAGGGCGUACGUGUUCAAUGGUGACUUCGUGGACCGAGGCAAGGACUCAGUAGAGGUCCUGAUGGUUCUGUUUGCCUUCAUGUUGGUUUAUCCCAAAGAGUUCCAUCUUAACCGAGGAAACCAUGAGGAUCACCUCGUGAACUUACGAUACGGCUUCACCAAGGAAGUGAUGCAGAAAUACAAGAUCCACGGGAAGAAAAUCCUAAGGAUGCUUCAAGACGUCUUCUGCUGGCUUCCACUGGCCACACUGGUUGAUGAGAAAGUCCUUGUUCUUCAUGGCGGCGUCUCAGACAGGACAGACUUGGACCUUCUGGCUAAACUAAACAGGCACAAGAUUGUUUCUACCAUGAGGUGCAAAACGAGAAAGGAAAGUGAGAAUCGGGGGGAGCAGAAGAGAAAAGCCAACCAGACAAGCUCUGGACAGAAACCUACUCCAUGGUUUCUUCCGCAAAGCCGCUCUCUGCCUUCGUCGCCUUUUCACCCGGGCUCUGGCUCUAAAGCCUGCAAAACCUGCCGCUCCUGCAGCAUUCCCUGCAGCUCGCUGAGCCGCAAGGAGCAAUCCUGGCAAGUGCGGCGCUCUGUGGACCUGGAGCUGGAGCGGUGCCGGCAGCAAGCCGGCUUCCCAGGGACCAGAGAGAAGGGGGAGCCCUCGCCCUUGGCCCCAGACACGGACUGUGAUGCUGAUGUACGACAGACACUGGAGCCCACUCUGGAGGAGUGGAAGCAGGUGGUGGAUAUUUUGUGGAGUGAUCCCAUGGCUCAGGAGGGCUGCAAGGCCAACACUAUCCGAGGAGGAGGCUGUUACUUUGGGCCUGAUGUGACAGAAAAGUUGCUGGAGAAAUACAAGCUGCAGUUCUUGAUUCGCUCACAUGAGUGCAAACCUGAAGGCUAUGAAUUCUGCCACAACCGCAAGGUGUUGACCGUCUUUUCUGCCUCCAAUUAUUAUGAAGUUGGCAGCAACAGAGGUGCCUAUGUCAAACUGGGACCAGCCCUGACUCCACAUAUCGUGCAGUAUCAAGCUAACAAGACGACACACAGGCUAACCAUGAGGCAAAGGAUCAGCAGGGUGGAGGAGUCAGCCCUGAGAGCCCUGCGGCAGAAAUUAUUUGCUCAUUCCUCGGACCUGCUCGUCGAAUUUCAGAAGCAGGACGUGGAUGAGAGCGGCACGGUCACCCUGAAUGACUGGGCAGUUGCCGUCGAGUCUGUGCUGCACCUGGGCCUGCCAUGGCGGAUGCUCCGGCCACAGCUGGUGAACAGUUCCGCGGAUAAUGUGCUGGAGUACAAGUCCUGGUUGGAGAGCUUGGCCAAAGAACAGCUGAGCCGAGAGAACAUCCAGUCGAGUCUUCUGGAAAAACUCUAUCGAAACCGAUCGAACUUGGAGACGAUUUUUAGGGUCAUCGACAGUGAUCAUUCAGGAUUCAUCUCCCUGGAUGAGUUCAGGCAGACGUGGAAGCUCUUCAGCUCGCACAUGAACAUUGACAUCACAGAUGACCACAUCUGUGACCUCGCCAGAAGCAUCGACUUCAACAAGGAUGGCCGCAUCGACAUCAAUGAGUUCCUGGAGGCCUUCCGCCUUGUGGAGCAGUCCUGCUCUGAGGGCCAUGCCUCUGCUUGCUUACAGUCCACAGACACUGCAGAGAGGGCCUGAAGCCGUCCAGGUCCAUGCUGAGGCUAGCCUGGCCCUUAUCACCUACAGUGCCUAGAGGCAAUGAGAGCUUAGGGCUCCACAUAGACUUGGAUGCUGAGAAUUUGCCACCACCAGGCAUUGGAAUCCAGAAUCACCUAUUUGUGGGUUGGUGGGCUAUGCAUGGUUUGUGUGUGUGUGCAUGUGUGUGUGUGUGUGUGUGUGUAUGUGUGUGUUUGUGAAUAGAUAGUGGUCCCGCCCUCAUCUCAGAAUCUUACAAAGUAGAACGUGGGUGUAGGUAUGUAUAAAUUCUAAAAUAUACUCUAGUUAUCGAUAAUUUAACACCCUCGUUUUCAUUUCAUACCUUUUAUUUAUUGUUUUAAAAUGUUAAGUUGGUGAAAGGUUUUUUAAUUGUAUUUACUCCUAUGACUGGUACCACCCUGACUGCAGCCUGGGAUGAGGACAGAAGGUUCAGUUCAUCUGUGCCCUGGCUUCUGCCCCUCAGCAAUGGUGAGGUAACAAACAGGUAUUGAUUUAACUCAUUCAACUUAUGGCAAAUCCGAACACAGUAUAGAGAAUUAAUACGAUAAACUUUUGUUUAGCUCACCUAAUUAAAAUUUUAUGUGUAUGGAUGUUGUAUCUGUGCUUGUGACAUGUGCACAGUGCCCAUAGAGGCCAGAGGAUGGUAUCAGAUCCCCUGGGACUAGAGUUAGAUGUUUUGAAUUGCCUUGUGGGUGCUGGGGAUUGAACCUGGGUCCCCUGAAACAGCAGCCAGUGCUCUUUCACUCAGGCAUUCUGCUCCUCACUACUUUUAUAUACUCUAUCCUUUUAGCUGUAAAAUCCUUUCCUGGUUUCUCUCUCUCUCUCUCUCUCUCUCUCUCUCUCUCUCUCUCUCUCUCUCUCUUUCUUUCUUUCUUCUUACUUGCUUUAUGCAGCCCUUUUGUGGCUCAAGAACAUUCAGGUAAAAGACACAGAAGACCCACCCCUGUCCCUCCACAGCAACUACCUUGCCUCUCGGGAACAGCUGCAUGAAAUGCCAGACAGGCCAAAGAGCCUCACUGCGAGUGAGGGUGCCAGAUGGCAAGCUUUCCCAAACCCACUGCAUGCCAGAGUAAUACAUUUAUUAAGUAAGUCUAGAAAUAAAACCCCAGAGCUGGAAAAGGCCAGCAAAGCAAGGGUCUGCCUGUGCUCACAUCGUCAUGGGUGCCUCACCUGUAUUUGUAGACAGCGUCUAAUCACAGCGAAGGCCCCGUGUGGACUUAGGUUUGAAACUAAAACUAUUCACACAUGCCUAUGAUGGAAAUAGGGGGAAAAUGCCUGAUUUGCUACGAAGGAAGGGAAAACCCUUCUUAAGAUAGACAACGUAUCCACGAGAGGUGACAAGUCACGUCGUUUUCAUGUGGGAGCCAUACAGAAAUGUGACGUUCCUGUUAUAUCAAGAGAAAGCAUCACUUCUCAUCAGAAGUGCCAGCACUAACCCAUAAGAAACGGGACAGCUUGCUAAAAUAAUUUGCAUUAUAAAACGCACGUUAUAAAUGACACAAUGGAACUUUAAGCAGCAUCUACAUCGGACACUUAGCUUCUAACUGGUUGGCAGAGCAGAUUUCACUAAAAGCACAUUUGAUUAGAUAAAAUAGUCGGCUCCUAGAUUCUACCCCCAGUACCCCCAAAUAGAAACUCUUUAUCCAUAGAAAUAAAGUGGUCAUUAAAUGUUUCAGAAAGAGUUACAUUUUCACUUUCCAAAAUUGCAGGGGGCAAUCAACUCAGAUAUCAGGCUUCUGGUUUUCCUCUCCAUUCCGAUGCUCGGAUUCCUUCUGGGGUAUUAUUCAUUCAAUGUUCCAAAGCUCAGCUAAUCCUCAAAACCUGAACUUCUCUGGCUCGGUUCUUGGCUGCUGUGUCUCCACACUCCCUAAAAGAGCUAAUGCUGCCAUGUGGAUUUAAAUUCCACUAUUUUUCUGGCUCCAGGAACCCCAAACUUCCACAUCUAUUUCCCCGAUGAACACACUUAUGUAUGACAGUAUGCACGUGGAUCUCGGGUUCAGUAAGUCCACAGGAAACAUCACCCUUGACCACUUGUUCCUCUCAUCUUGAACUCUGCAAUCCAUAUUGCCCUUUCUAGAAACUGUUCUUGAUUUUUUCCCCCUUCCUCCUCUAUUCCCUGGGUAUUUACAGUUUGAGUCCUAUUAGCCCUGCCCUCAGAAUGCAUCUCCAUUCGUACCGCUGUAGACACCUUUACCCCUUCAAUAUAGUGUGGACCAUGACAAUAACUUCUUACAUGGUCUCUUGACUUCCUUCACGACUCUGCCCCAGACAAUUCUCAGCAGAGAAGUGUUGCGGGAGGUCCUUCCGCCCCUCCAACCAAUAGCUGCUGUGAUACCAGCCCAUUGGGGCGUGGUCUCUCUCCCUUUAAAAAAGCGGCUACUUCCUCUGCUCGCUCUCUUCACUUACUGCUCCGCUGGAGACUAGACUCCCUUCCUGGUUGUGCAGAUGGCUGUUGUCUGGGACGGUGAUCUGUAAGUUCUUUCCCCUUUAAAUAAAUAACACCCUAUUAAUCAUAACUCCAAACUGGUGUGGCAUUGUUCGUGACUUACGCCUUCAGAGAAGAGAUGUAAUCUGUGGGCAGCAAAAUAUCUAAUCACUCUUGCGGCUUUCCAUGCAACUCUGAAUAACAUGCAGUCUUCUUUCCAAAAGCUACAAAGCACUGACUGUAUAUUUAUGAAAGCUUACUCU
Messenger RNA from Alexandromys fortis (reed vole), 4941 nucleotides. RefSeq names its product protein phosphatase with EF-hand domain 2 (gene Ppef2). Gene Ontology annotation, molecular function: calcium ion binding; manganese ion binding; phosphoprotein phosphatase activity. Gene Ontology annotation, biological process: detection of stimulus involved in sensory perception; negative regulation of MAPK cascade. The record is from RefSeq and is a predicted model, not a curated record. NCBI's taxonomy places the organism in Eukaryota, Metazoa, Chordata, Mammalia, Rodentia, Cricetidae. The transcript has 16 exons. Bases 1 to 2235 code for a protein of 744 amino acids.